AUGGUUAGCAGGGAUACAGAUUCAAUUUCAAAGGCUCUUGCUGCAGCCAAAUGUUGGUUUAUUUGGAAAGAGAGAUGCCUUAGAAUUUUUGAGGAUAAAUCUAGAACCCCUGAACAACUUGCCUUAGACAUAAUAAGACAAUAUGACUAUUGGCAUCCAACACAUCUUCAUAACACAGCUCAAGCAAAUGUCAGACACAUCAAACCUACACCUUACUGGCAAUUCCCAAGAGUGAACACUGUUAAGAUAAACUGUGAUGCUUCUUGGAUUUCAGAACAUACUAAUGCAGGCUUUGGUUUUGUGAUUUGCAACUGGACAGGAACCUUCAAAGGAGCUGAAUCAGGAAUCUUCAGAACUUCCACUGCUGAAGAAGCAGAAGCUCUAACUCUCCUACAAGCUACAAAUUGGACCAUCGCAAAUAACUUACAACAUCUGGUCAUCGAGGGAGACAACCAAGCAAUCAUAAAGCACUUACAAGGAGAAAAUUCAACAAUCCAAUGGCAAAGUCUUGCAAUUUUGGAAGAAGUAAGGAAGAAAACAGCAAAGAAUGGGAGAAAGAACAAUAGACAGCAGUUUUGGCUUGAACAAUCCCCUCAGUUUUUAAUUCCUUCAAUUGCUUUUGAUACUGAAAAAGCUUAUGCAUUUAACCUUAAUAACUCUGCUGUAAUCAUUCCAGAAGAAGCUAAUCUAAGAGAUUCCGUCAUCAGACAAACAAUUCAUACCGAAUUGGCUACAGAUGUGACUCAAUCAAAUGAUUAG
Papaver somniferum (opium poppy) is the source of this 759-nucleotide messenger RNA. RefSeq lists its product as uncharacterized. Lineage: Eukaryota; Viridiplantae; Streptophyta; Magnoliopsida; Ranunculales; Papaveraceae. The record is from RefSeq and is a predicted model, not a curated record. The transcript has a single exon. Gene Ontology annotation, molecular function: nucleic acid binding; RNA-DNA hybrid ribonuclease activity. The coding region runs from base 1 to 759 and encodes 252 amino acids.